Cyclopterus lumpus (lumpfish) is the source of this 4178-nucleotide messenger RNA. It is a transcript of the gene mov10a, whose product is annotated as Mov10 RISC complex RNA helicase a. NCBI's taxonomy places the organism in Eukaryota, Metazoa, Chordata, Actinopteri, Perciformes, Cyclopteridae. Gene Ontology annotation, molecular function: RNA binding; 5'-3' RNA helicase activity. The record is from RefSeq and is a predicted model, not a curated record.
ACGGCUCUGCUCACGUGCAGCCCAGGGAGCGUCAACGACACCAUGUCCGAGGACGUGGAGCCUACUCGUCAUAAUUGUCCGGUCGGGAACAUCACCUUUGAACAAAUAAAGACGCAAGACUUUGCGCCAAAAUUGUUAGUUUAAAACUCCGUAUUCAUGUUGCGCCGCGGACGGGUUUUUUUUUUUUUCGCUUUCCGUAUGUAAAACAAUUGCACACGUUCCCUUCCGGCCGCCGUCGAGACCGUCGUAGGGGAUUUAUAAAUAUAUAAAUAAUACAACAAAAUUAGUGCGAAAUCUGUGGCGGAGUUACGGCGUUGGUGGCGCGUGUGAUGGGGUUCUGACAACCCACGUUAAAGCAACGGCAACAAGUUGAACUUCCGCACACGGAAAAAACCCCCCAAAAAAACACGCGCAAGUCGCGCAAAAUACGUAACUGGGGGGGGGGAGAAGCGAGCGUGUGCGGCAGCGCGUUCACGGCGACAGCUCCAGGAGGAAAUUGACGGAGACAGUCGCUCAGCCGGGGGUGAACUUCCUCAUUUGAGUCGGUAGACAGUCGGCAAGCAGCGGCCCGUGACACGCCGUCAUGUCGCUUAAAGACUCGCUUGAAUGCGGACUGGACUUCAUUGAAUUUCUAGGAGACAGAAUUUCUAUCACCAGCAAAAAAGAACUUCGGGACAUCUACAACUCUGAAUUUAAGGGCAGAAGGAAUAAAGACCCCACCUUCCCCAGUGUCCUGCGUGCCCUGCUGAAGUGCAACAAAGCCCACAUGAAACAGGGGGGCAUCUACAUAAAUGUCAGGCCUCAGUUUCGAGUGUAUUGCGACCAAUGGAGGAGGCCCCGGGCCCCUCGGCCCACACACAGCCCGGCCUCUGGCUCUCAGGAGAAGGAGGAGACACCUUCACCUUCCUCUGCCCCCUCCACUCCUUUGAAGCCGGUGCUGACCCCGAAGAAAAAGCUGGCUUCGGAAAUCCUUCGCAAGUUGAAGGUGAACAGGAAAAAGUUGACGGCUGACAAGUGGGGUAUUGAGCUCACCUCAGACCCCGCGGCGAGAGGAGGAAAGGUUCAUAUCACCGUGGAUCGUCUGAGGGAGUCUGUCGUCCUCACGUUCCACAUUUUAAACAAGGGCACGCACUGCAUCCACUUCACCUUCUACACGGCCCUGCACAAGAUCCGCUGUUUCACUCUGGAGGAUGAGAGGAGGGUGGACCGAGCUUCUCCGCUGUUCCUGCGUCCUGGAGAAAGCUACGAUGUUGUGGUUCGGUACACGCUGAACCAUUACGGAUAUUUCCCCGCCACCGUGUACUUUGAGUUCUGCCCAGAUUUGCCAGAAUCCGUUCCCUUUUGCAUUGUGAGGGAGAUGGAAGCGGUCGCCAGGACCCCUCUGGCUGUUGCUGGGCCGGUGGCUCCUUACAAACCAUUUCAGGUGGUCACAUACAAGCCUGUCAACACUGUGAUAGUGGAGGGAGUACCGCCUCAGGGGUCUGGCACCCGGCCUCUGAAGAUGGUAGUGAAAUUGGGAAACCAAAUGUACCCGACUUACCUAAAGGCACUGGCGAAACAAAGGAUGGAGGACUCUGAGUACCUCUCUCCAGCUCCCAGACAGAAACUGGCUUCAGUCAAGGGUCUCCUCAACUCUUCCUUGGAGAUGAAGACGUAUGCUCAGCGACUUCACCUCCUGCUACACCUGGAAGAGAUACAGACGGAGGUGGACAUCAGGAAGUACGACCUCCACAAUCAAGUCUUGACUCAAGACCAAAGCAACAAAAAACUGCUCAUACUCAGAGUUCCUGGUGUUGCUGAGAAUCGUCCAUCUGUACUACGGGGAGAUUGUAUUAGGGUGUCCAAAUCAGGAGACAAGGUCGAGCCGAUCACUGUGUACAUCGGAUAUGUUCACAGAGUGGAGCUGGAUAGUGUGAAGCUGGGCUUCUCGAAGAGGUUCCUGCAGAAUUUCAUCAGCAAUAUGAAGUUUGACGUGGAGUUUACUCUCAACCGGUACUCCUUGAAGCUGGAACAUCGGGCCGUGGACUUGGCAGUGAAGCAUCAGCUCGAGGAGGUGCUGUUUCCGUCCGGUGCAGCAGUGGCUAAUCUCUCCAUGCCUAAACUCAGGAUGUUCAACCAGCAGCUGGAGAACAACCCGGAGCAACACGCUGCGGUCCAGCGCAUUGUGGCCGGGUCUUCAAAGCCCGCCCCUCAUCUUGUGUUCGGACCGCCUGGAACUGGGAAGACGAUGACUCUGGUUGAAGCCAUGCAUCAGGUCAUCAAGGCCGACCCGUGCGCCCGCAUCCUGGCCUGUGCACCUUCAAACAGUGCAUGUGACCUCCUCUGUGAGAGACUGAUGGUUCACACGAAUGCUUCCCAGAUUUACCGCGUGUACGCCAGCAGCCGAGACCCAAGAAGCAUCCCCAAGAACAUGCUGAAAUAUUGCAACUGGAACCAGGCACAAGAGGAAUUUGAGUUUCCGCUGAAAGAAGUUCUGAUGAAAUACUCAAUCGUGGUUACAACUAUGGUCACAGCCGGCAGGCUGGUGUCUGGAGGAAUCCCAGUCGGCCAUUUUACACACGUCUUUUUGGACGAAGGAGGUCACGCAGUGGAGCCAGAGUGUGUCAUUCCUAUCGCAGGUCUGCUCAGUGCAGAGAACGGUCAGCUGGUGGUAGCAGGAGAUCCCAAGCAGCUGGGACCGAUCCUUCGAUCACCUUUUUCACUGCAGUAUGGACUCGGGCUUUCUCUGCUUGAGCGACUGAUGAAACACAACACUUUAUAUCAGAAAAGCACAGACUCUGGCCACUUUGACACCCGCUUUGUCACCAAACUGCUGCGAAACUACAGGUCUCAUGCUGCCAUUCUGAAAAUCCCCAAUGAGCUCUUCUACGAGAAUGAACUGCAGGUGUUUGCUGACCAGUGGGAGCGGGACACCUACUGCAACUGGGAACACCUUCCCAAAAAGGGUUUCCCACUGAUCUUCCACGGGGUGAUGGGGAAAGACGAGAGAGAGGCCAACAGUCCUUCUUUCUUCAACGUGUCUGAGAUCGAAGUUCUGGUCGACUACCUCACCAAGCUGAUGGACACACAAGGAAAGGAGGGCCUCCCCAAACUCUCUGCGAAAGACAUCGGCAUCAUCGCCCCUUACAGGAAACAAGUCGAGAAAAUCCAAAAGGCCCUACAGUCCGUCUCACCUCUGAAGCGAUGGAGCGAUCUCAAAGAGCUCAAGGUGGGCUCUGUGGAGGAGUUUCAGGGCCAGGAGAGGAAGAUCAUCAUGGUCUCUACUGUCCGCAGCAGCAUCAACUACGUCAAGAUGGACAACGACUUCAACAUUGGAUUCCUGUCAAAUGAAAAGAGAUUCAACGUGGCCCUGACCAGAGCCAGGUCCCUGUUGAUAGUCGUGGGAAACCCUGUGAUCCUCAACAAGGACCCCACCUGGGAGAAGUUCAUCAGCUAUUGUGUGAAGGAGAAGGGUUACACUGGAUUUGACUUUGAAGACGCAGAAGGAGAGGAUGAUCUCGUGUCAAGACUGGCAACCCUGAACGUCAACGUGGAUUCAGACGAUCCUGACGAAGAGGAGAGCGCCCUCCAGCAGCAUCUGGACCCCGAGCGAAACAAUGAGCAUUAAACAUCUGCACAGCAAAUAACUAUUCUGAGCUUUUAAUUUAACCGUUCAUAUACCAUUUAAGAAUAUAUAUCCUUUUUAAUCAACUUUUCUAAGCAGUUUACUUAACUUGCUUCAGUCAAUCAGUGCUUGAUGAUAACGCCAACACAAUGAAUCGGUAAAUCUUUUGUUCUGGAGUGUUCCUCUCUUCAGUGGCUUCUUAAAUACCACUUCCACUUCACAGAAAUUUCUAUGUGAGAAAAUAAGUUGCAGACUAUUCAAUUUCUCAGGAAUUCAUCGCCAUUUGUCUUACUGCCGUUUUGUCUUCAACUCUUCUUUCUGAUAGUUGAUGCCUGAAGAAAUAGUCAUUUUCUGAACCAUAUUGUGGUGCACAUUGUCAUGGCAGAACCUUUUUGAUUCAUUAUCCCCUUUCAUGGCAUCUUACACAGUAAACCGUACCCUGAGAAGAAUUGAACGAGGAGGCCUAGUCAGUGGUCUCGAAAAUAGUUUAUUAACAAUGUCCACUUCAAAUCAAACAGUCACUACAACAAAUUGUUUACAAAGCAUUAUAACAAUAAACUUUUGUAUAAAUUGG